AUGAAUAGAAUGGAAGAUAAUCGUUUUUAUUUUGCUAUUGAUCGAGGCGGUACCUUUACAGACAUAUAUGCAAAAUGUCCUGGUGGGAAAAUUAAAGUAAUGAAGCUGUUAUCGGAAGAUCCAGUAAAUUACGAUGAUGCUCCACGUGAAGGCAUCCGCCGUAUUUUAGAAGAGGAAAAUAGAAUAUCAAUAAUUGGUGAAAUAGAUACUUCACAAAUUGGAUGGAUUCGAAUGGGAACAACGUUAGCAACUAAUGCUUUAUUGGAGAGGAAAGGGGCAAAAACGGCACUUUUAAUAAAUAAAGGCUUCAAAGACUUAUUAUAUAUUGGAAAUCAAGCGAGACCGAAUAUUUUUGAUCUUGAAAUCGUAAUGCCAGAUGUUCUUUAUUCAGAAGUAGUAGAAGUGGACGUUAGAGUUGUACCUGCUUUAUUAACAAAGUGUAAAUUGUUUAAAAAUUCUUGGAAGAUAAUUAAAACUUCAACCGGGGAGGAUUUUUUUAUUGUUGAUGAUUUAAAUAAAGAAAAGUUAAAACAAGAUUUAAGAAAACUCAAGAGCAGUGGGAUAGAAAGCUUAGCAGUAGUUUUAAUGCACAGUCAUAUUUAUGCUGAUCACGAAAUUCAAAUCGGUGAACUAGCUGAAGAAGCAGGAUUCGAGCAAGUUUCUUUAUCGCACAAAGUAAUGCCCAUGUGUAAAAUUGUACCUCGUGGUUUUACAACAUGCACUGAUGCCUAUUUAACGCCUCAUAUAAAAAGCUAUUUAAAAAACUUCUCCAAAGGUUUCAAAAAUAAACUUGGUGGAGUUAAUGUCCUUUUCAUGCAAAGUGAUGGUGGAUUAACUCCUAUGAAUUCAUUUAAUGGAUCAAGAGCUAUACUUUCUGGACCGGCAGGAGGUGUAGUCGGAUAUGCAAUGACUACAUUUCAAAAAGAAACUGAAUUACCUGUUAUAGGUUUUGAUAUGGGUGGCACUUCAACCGAUAUCAGUCGAUAUGGAGGUACUUAUGAACAUAUUUGUGAAAGCACAACUGCUGGAGUUACUACCCAAGGACCACAGCUUGAUAUAAAUACGAUUGCAGCAGGUGGUGGAUCAAUACUAUUCUUCAGAUCAGGUUUGUUUAAUGUUGGACCUGAUAGCGCUGGUGCUGAUCCUGGCCCAACUUGUUAUAAAAAAAAUGGACCACUUACUCUCACAGAUGCAAAUUUAGUUCUUGGAAGAUUGUUGCCAGAAUUUUUUCCAAAAAUUUUUGGAAAUUCUGAAACUGAACCACUUGAUAAACCUAACACUAUUACAGCCUUCAAUAAAUUAACACAAGAAAUAAAUGAAUAUCUUCAUGAACAAGGUAAAUUAGAAAAAAAUAUGUCUAUUGAAGAAGUAGCAUUGGGUUUUAUACAAGUUGCAAAUGAAGCUAUGUGUCGUCCAAUAAGAGCUAUAACUCAGGCAAAGGGAUAUGAUACUUCUCGCCACGUAUUAGCAUGUUUUGGAGGUGCCGGAGGGCAACAUGCGUGCGCAAUAGCUCGUUCAUUGGGUAUAAAGCUAGUUUUCGUUCACAAAUAUGCCGGUAUUUUAUCUGCUUAUGGAAUGGCACUAGCUAAUAUUGUUGAAGAAGUUCAAGAACCUAGUAACGAAAUUUAUAAUGAAGAAUCUUUUCAUCGUUUAGAUGAAAAAUUUAAUUUAUUAGAAGAAAAAGUAAUUACAAGACUUCAUGCACAAGGUUUUUCAAAAGAAAAAAUUCAUACUGAAUGUUUUUUGCAUUUGAGAUAUGAAGGAACCAACUGUGCGUUAAUGUGUUCACCAAAUCUUCAAAAAAAUUCAAAUGUAAUUUGUAUGAAGCACGGUGAUUUUGCAUUACCAUUUUUGGAAAGGUACCAAAAAGAAUUUGGAUUUACAAUGACAAAUCGAAAAAUUUUAAUCAAUGAUAUAAGAGUUCGAGGAGUAGGUAAAACUGAAAAUUUUGAUGAGCCAUUAAUAUUAUGUAGUGACCAUGCCAAAGUAAAAAAGCAAACGACUGUCUAUUUUCAAGACGGCUAUUAUAAAACAGAUAUAUAUGAUUUAAAAUCACUCUCUCCUGGUCAAAUAAUAGAUGGUCCGGCUAUUAUUAUAGAUAAUUUAAAUACAAUUUUAAUAGAACCUGAUUGUUCUACCACAAUUACUUUGCGUGGAGAUCUUAAAAUUAAAAUUGGAUCCAUCCUAAAAUCAAAAAUUACUACAGAUCUUGAUAUGAUUCAUCUUAGCAUAUUUUCACAUAGAUUUAUGAGCAUUGCUGAACAAAUGGGCAGGAUUUUACAAAGAACUUCAGUAUCAACAAACAUUAAAGAACGCUUAGAUUUUUCUUGUGCAAUUUUUGGUCCUGAUGGCGGAUUGGUUUCAAAUGCACCACAUAUUCCUGUACAUUUAGGUGCAAUGCAAGAAACAGUAAAAUAUCAAAUAAAAGUUUUUAACGGUUCCUUCAAUCGAGGUGACUCAAUACUCUCAAAUCAUCCUUCAAGUGGUGGUUCACAUUUACCCGAUCUCACAGUAAUAACACCAGUGUUUUAUAAAGAUAUGUCAAAACCGGUUUUUUUCGUUGCAAGUAGAGGCCAUCAUGCUGAUAUUGGAGGUAUAACUCCUGGAUCUAUGCCCCCUAAUUCAACAACGUUGACACAAGAAGGAGCUACAUUUAAAAGCUUCCUAUUAGUACAUAAAGGCGUUUUCCGAGAAACAGAAUUAACAAAUGAAUUAAUGGCCCCAAAUAAAAUACCUGGAAGUUCUGGAACAAGGAAUAUUUCAGAUAAUUUGAACGACCUUAAAGCACAAAUUGCAGCUAAUUUAAAGGGAAUUGAAUUAAUGAAUGAAUUAAUAGAUACAUACAGUCUUGAUGUCGUACAAGCAUAUAUGAAACACAUACAGGAUAAUGCGGAAUUAGCAGUUCGAGAUAUGUUAAGACGUGUUGGUCAGAAUCUUAUAAAAAAGAAGAAUUGUAAUAUUAUUACGGCAUCUGAUUAUUUAGACGAUGGAAGUGAGAUUAGGUUAAAAUUAGAGAUAGAUAUUAAAAAAGGAGAAGCUAUUUGUGACUUCACAGGAACUGGAUAUCAAGUUUGGGGAAAUUGUAAUGCACCUCGUGCCAUCACUUUAUCAGCUUUGCUAUACAGUUUGAGGAGUAUCGUUGGAUAUGAUAUUCCUCUUAAUCAAGGUUGUUUAACACCUGUGAAAGUAAUAAUACCGCAAGGAUCGCUUCUUGAUCCAUCUGAAGAAGCAGCUGUCGUAGGUGGUAAUGUACUUACUUCUCAACGUAUUGUCGAUGUAAUUCUUUCUGCAUUCGGAGCAUGUGCAUCAUCCCAAGGUUGUAUGAAUAAUAUUACCCUCGGAACUGACGAAUGGAGUUACUACGAAACUAUUGCUGGCGGUAGUGGAGCCGGACCAACUUGGAAUGGUAGGAGCGGUAUUCAUACACACAUGACCAAUACAAGAAUUACUGAUCCUGAAAUUUUAGAAGUUCGAUAUCCUGUAAUAUUGCAUAGAUUUUCCCUACGUACAGGAAGUGGCGGUAAAGGCAUUUAUCAAGGUGGUGAUGGAGUUAUACGCAUAAUGAUGUUCCGUGUGCCAAUGAUGCUUUCUGUAUUAACUGAAAGAAGAGUUUAUUGCCCUUCAGGAUUAGAAGGUGGACAUCCUGGAGCUCGCGGUAGAAAUACUCUUAAACGAAUAGAUAAUAAAGCGAUUAUCAAUUUGGGUUCAAAAACUGCGAUAACAGUAAAUCCUGGGGAUGUUUUUAUACUCGAAAGUCCGGGAGGUGGAGGAACUCAGGAAUCUACUUAA
Messenger RNA from Ceratosolen solmsi marchali, 3789 nucleotides. RefSeq names its product 5-oxoprolinase. NCBI's taxonomy places the organism in Eukaryota, Metazoa, Arthropoda, Insecta, Hymenoptera, Agaonidae. Gene Ontology annotation, biological process: glutathione metabolic process. Bases 1 to 3789 code for a protein of 1262 amino acids. Gene Ontology annotation, molecular function: 5-oxoprolinase (ATP-hydrolyzing) activity. The record is from RefSeq and is a predicted model, not a curated record. The transcript is spliced from 22 exons. Gene Ontology annotation, cellular component: cytosol.